This is a messenger RNA of Oryctolagus cuniculus (rabbit), 8819 nucleotides long. It is a transcript of the gene CDS2, whose product is annotated as CDP-diacylglycerol synthase 2. Gene Ontology annotation, molecular function: phosphatidate cytidylyltransferase activity. Lineage: Eukaryota; Metazoa; Chordata; Mammalia; Lagomorpha; Leporidae. Gene Ontology annotation, cellular component: endoplasmic reticulum membrane. The record is from RefSeq and is a predicted model, not a curated record.
CGCGCUCGCUCCGAACCCUCUUCCCGGGAGGAGGAGCGAGCCAGCCGGGGCUGGGGCAGGCAGACCGUGCUCGGCCGGAGUGGAAGGGCUGCUGCUGGUGCGGCGGCGACGGUGCUGGGCGGGGCCGAGCUCCGGAGCUGUCGGCUCGGCUGUGGAGGGGCCUGUGAACCGCUGCGGAGCUGUAGAGCGCCGGGGCUGGACUGGGCCGGCCGAGAGAGUCCGCGCGCGCCCGCUCUGAGCUGCCCGCUCCGGCGGCCGCGCUGCUCACCAGCAUGACGGAGCUGAGGCAGAGGGUGGCCCGCGAGCCGGACUCAGUUCCCGAGGACAAGGAGUCGGAGUCAGAAGCAAAGGUCGAUGGAGAGACUGCAUCGGACAGUGAGAGCCGAGCGGAACUUGCUCCUCCUCCCGCUCCGGCAGAUGACACCCCGGAAGUUCUCAAUAGGGCCCUUUCCAAUCUGUCUUCCAGGUGGAAGAACUGGUGGGUGAGAGGCAUCCUGACUUUGGCCAUGAUUGCAUUCUUCUUCAUCAUCAUCUACCUGGGACCAAUGGUUUUAAUGAUGAUUGUAAUGUGUGUUCAGAUUAAGUGUUUCCAUGAGAUAAUCACUAUUGGCUACAACGUCUACCACUCCUAUGACCUGCCCUGGUUCAGGACCCUCAGUUGGUACUUUCUCCUGUGUGUCAACUACUUCUUCUAUGGCGAGACGGUGACAGAUUACUUCUUCACGCUGGUCCAGCGAGAAGAACCUUUGCGGAUCCUCAGUAAAUACCACCGCUUCAUCUCCUUUACUCUCUACCUGACAGGUUUCUGCAUGUUUGUGCUGAGCCUGGUCAAGAAGCAUUAUCGGCUGCAGUUCUACAUGUUUGGCUGGACACAUGUUACAUUGCUGAUUGUUGUAACCCAGUCACAUCUCGUUAUCCACAACCUGUUUGAAGGAAUGAUCUGGUUCAUUGUCCCCAUUUCUUGUGUGAUCUGUAAUGACAUCAUGGCCUACAUGUUUGGCUUUUUCUUUGGCCGGACCCCACUCAUCAAGCUCUCCCCAAAGAAGACCUGGGAAGGCUUCAUCGGGGGCUUCUUUGCUACUGUGGUGUUUGGCCUUCUGCUGUCCUACGUGAUGUCUGGGUACAGAUGUUUCGUCUGCCCUGUGGAGUACAACAAUGAUACCAACAGCUUCACGGUGGACUGUGAGCCCUCGGACCUGUUCCGGCUGCAAGAGUACAACAUUCCUGGGGUGGUCCAGUCUGUCACUGGCUGGAAAACUGUCCGGAUGUACCCAUUCCAGAUUCACAGCAUUGCCCUCUCCACCUUUGCCUCCCUCAUCGGCCCCUUUGGAGGGUUCUUCGCAAGUGGAUUCAAACGAGCCUUUAAAAUCAAAGACUUUGCCAACACCAUUCCUGGCCAUGGAGGCAUCAUGGAUCGCUUUGACUGCCAGUAUCUGAUGGCCACCUUUGUCAAUGUGUACAUCGCCAGCUUCAUCAGGGGACCCAACCCAAGCAAAUUGAUCCAGCAGUUCCUGACCCUGCGACCAGAUCAGCAGCUCCACAUCUUCAACACACUGAAGUCCCACCUGACCGACAAGGGGCUUCUCACAGCUGCCACGGAGGACGAGUAGGGGCCACCCAGGGCAGAAGAGCAGGUGCAGGACUGAGUGAGGGGCAGGUCUCCAAGGCAAGCCCAGCUGGUGUGACUUAGACAAUGACAGGGCUUCGACUCACUGUCUUUUCUCUUUUUUUUCCCCCUGUAGAGUGUUUUUUAUUUGUGGGUUUAAAAAUCUGUAUAUACAGUCUCUGUGUUUUUGAUUUGGGUUGUGAGUAGAUUAUAGCUUUGAGUUGGGAAGAAGUCACAGGAGGAAAACCAUUUAGGUUUAAAAAAAAAAUGUUUAACAACCAGGAAGACAGUGUUGUGUGGCUCAGGGUGUCUGUGUGGUGGUCCCAUCAGCUGAACAGCUUGUAGACUCAUUCAGAGAAUGGACGUUCUUCUGUGUCCUGCAGCUCAGGGGCCUCUCCCAGGUGCUGGGGUGCACGUCCUGAUGUCUGUGCUCCUGGAGAGCUUCCAUCUGGGCUUCUCUAGCAACCCCGCAGUGGAGCAGUAAGAAGGUCGUCUUCUGUAGCCCUGCCCUGCGGGAGGGAGGUUUAGCCAUCAGAUAAGCAUUCUGUCCAUGCUGAUAGCCUGCAGGGUGUGAGUCAGCUCUGCUUUACAAGUAAGUAAUGCUUUCACCUUCAUCACAGAUUGAAAGGAGGUUUCAGUUUUUACUUUUUUCAGAAAGCACGAGAAAUUAUUUAUAAUAAUCUGGAGAGAAAUCCACACUGUAGUAGUUCAAGUGUAUGCAAUAGAACGCCCGCAGAGCCUGCUCCCGUGUUGGGUGGGAUCAGGUGUCUCCUGUAGGGCGGGCCAGCUCACUGUGUCUUCUGGGCUGGCACUCUUCAUGUUGUGCUGUAGACUUGCUGCUGCUGAAUCCCUUCUGGGGUCUCCCUGUCUGCGCACCCUCGGCCAGGACACCGUGUAGCUGCUGUGUUGUGUAUAUAUGGUUCUUACAGCCAGAGUGUGUCUGUGUGUUUUAAAGAAGUCUCGUGUGCCAUGCAUUCUUCACUGAAACCACAAAGUCCUGCUUAAAACUAUGGAGACCCUAAGCUGAUGAGAGGCUUGACCGCUGUGCAGGUUAAAUGUACACUUUUUAUAUAAUGUGACCAGUUUAAAUACAGUGUGUAUUUUCCUGGGGGACCUUUUGUUCAAACUGUGAUUUAUUUUUCCCCCUCCCUAUUGGUAAGGGGUGAGAAUUGACUUUGGGAAGACAGAUGAGUUCUCUGUCAGGCCAACACACAGCAGAGUGUGGGAAUGGGAAACUUGGUGGCCAGAUGUGUUAAAUUACCUGGUGCCAUGGAUCACCUUGCUUUAGCCCCUGGGUCUAGUGUGUGGUUAAGUUCCCCCUUCCUACCUCCCCAGAAGGCUCGGCCAGCCCUGAUUGCCCAAACGUCCAGUGGAAACCGAACCCUUACAAGUUUUCAGCUCACAUCGCUGCCUGACCCUCCUCAUGCAUGUGGAGUUGAAGCAGCUUCUUUCCCUUAAACUUUGACUUCCAUUUCAGCCUCAUGGCCUUUUUAAAAAAUUUCAGGUCCAAGAUCCCCUUCAUAACAAAACUGCAAAGGGUUCGGUCCUGGCUGUGACCCCAGGCAGGGCGCGUGCUCUCAGGGCCUUCGUUUCCUGAGCUGUCCUCCAGCUCUGCUCUCUGCAUCCGAAGGGCUCCUGUGGGUAUUGAGUCACGUCCUGGGGCACCCCGAGGAAGUGCCUUCAGGCCUCUUCUAGCUGCGCAUCCUCUUGAGUCGGGGUUGCAGCAACGGGUCUUACACAGAGGAGAGUUCAGGAAUGUAAUAGCAGUUCUCUGAAGAGUGAACCUGCAUCAUCAGAUCCUCGUUUGUCUUGUGUUCCAUUGUGGGUGUCUGGUGGGACCUGAGAACAAGGAGACUUAGCUGGGGCUAAGUGAGAGAGAGGUGAGACCUCUCUGUGAUAGGGCUGCCUUUAGGACAGGUGAGGCUCGCGCUGCUUGUGGCACUGGUUGCUCACAGGGGAUCUAGGCCUGAGAGGGUUUAUUUUCUAGGGAUUUCCCAGUCAAGGAGCUGGGAGGCAGCGCCACCUUGUGUCUCUUUAGCACAAUGUUCCUUUCCUCUGUUUUACCAUCCACCCAUGUGGGUCCUAAUGAAUGGUAUACCUUGUUUUACAAAAAUCCAUUUUUUUGGUCAGAAAUAAAAUGUGAAUGAAAUGCUGUAUAUUCCCUUUCCUUGAAUCCGGUGUUUGUUGACCCCACGCAUGGUUUUGUUUCGCACUUGUUCAUGUGUUCAUCAGUAUUGGUUGUAUAGUCCCGAUUUAGAAGGUUUUGUUUUGUUUUUUUUCCAACUCGUGUGCCAUACAUUCUCACUGCAGCCUUCUGAGAGUCCUCAGGUGAGAGUCAGAGCUGCCCCAGGGCCUCCCGGCAGAGUCGGGACUCACUCUGUCUCGCGCUGCACCUGUGGCACGUGGACUGCAGGGGCCUCAGCUCCCCGCUUCUGUGGCCGUGGCGCCAAUGCACUGGAAAUGUUGCAGCGCUCCUCCCUCAAGCUCAGGAGGCCUCACUUGAGCCAGAGGUGCAUCAGUUGCUGUUAGCACACAGGUGAAGUCAGGAAUUGAGGAAUGAGGGAGACACAGCCUGGGUGUCCCCUGGUGAGUUCCUGCCACUGCUCCCAGGUACCCAGUCUCCCUCUGAGUGUGCCCAAGCCACUCCUCCGUUUCCAGCAUUGGGAGGUACACAUCUGUGUUUUGCUCCUUAAAGUGAAACCCUCUAAGGCAGCCCAGGCCCUGUUCAUGUUGGUUACUUUUUUGACUGUUUCCUAUCCUGAGCAUUUUAGUGCUCUGUUUAAAAUGUAUUCACUCUUAGUGUUGUGCAGUUCUGAGGUGUAUGUGAACUAGUUUGUCUGUAGAGGCAUGGAAUAUGACUUUUUCCGGGUGGACUUUGAAAUCGUUUUUAUGGUAUUUUCCCCACUCCUCCCCCUACCCUGGGCCUUUCUCCUGUAACUUGACCUUAUUAGGCAAUAACAUUUCAAACAUACAUUUUAAGGGAGACUACACAGACUCCAUGACUGAGUCUAAGCCAGUUGCUAAGUUGGCUGGAGCCUAGUGGCAAGGGAGCCCUGUGUUCAGAUCCUCACAAUGUUGGUGAGCCCCUGGCGGGUUCCGGUCUCUCCCCACUGUUGACAAAGUUGGGGUGUGAGAGAAUGUGAGUGAUUCAGGGCAGAGCGCGCCUUAGCCCAGAACCCUACACAGCCAUAGCCAUUUCCAGAGUAGAUGUGGGAUGUGCUGCUGAAACCCCUUCCUAUUUAGUAAUAGCCUGGGCUCCACUGGCUCUUGUGUUUCAGAGUCACUCACAUGUGGGCCCAGCUUUUAAAGAUUUAUCUGUUCACCUGAAAGAAUCAUCGAGAGGGAGGGAGGGACAAAGAGAUCCUCUAUCUGCUGUUUCACUCCCCACAUGGCUGCAACAGCGGGAGCCGGGUCCCGGAGCCAGGAGCUUCCUCUGGUUCUCCCACGUGGGUGCAGGGGCCAAAGCACCUGGGCCAUCCUCUGCUGCUUUCCCCAGCACAUCAGCAGGGAUCUGGAAGUGGAGCAGCAGGGUACGAACCGGUGCCUAUAUGGGUUGUAGGUGUUGCAGGCAGUGGCUUACCCCACUUUGCCCCAGUGCUGGUCCUGGGCCCAGCUUUCUCGUACACACUGUGCUGAUGUGCUGAGGGAAGGGUAGAGUGGGAUGGGGGCGGCAGGGGCAGUUUCACGUCACCUGACCAAGGUCAGGAUGGGGAGGAAAAGAUGAAGUGGAAGGUGUGUGAGUGAUUGUUGCAGCCACAUCACAUGGCAGGGAGCCACGGGUAGACUCUUCACUUGUGUUGUCUGGAGCACAGGGUUCCAGAGAGCAGCUGGAGCGUUCAGCUCCUGAGACACAGCUAAGUCUUGGACAGAGCCUCCCGCUUGUCCUUAUCUUGGUCAAACCAGACUUCCUUUUCCCUUAAUCACCCUCCUGUACAGGCGCCCUGCUUCCUGACUUGGUUUCCCUUGGUGGGUGGGGGUCUUGUGGCCUGACCUACGUAGGUGCCAGGCUUUGGUGGCAAAGAAUCCUCACUGAAAGGUCCGGCUGGCUGACCCCUCUGUCCUGGGCUCUGCUCACAUCCCCUUGGGGGUGGGCCCCGUUCUCAGGAGGGGGUUCCUGGCUGCCAGCUGUUUUCUUCUGAGCAGCUCCCCUUCCAGGUUGACCUGCAGUGGCCUUGUUCACCUGAGCUCUCAGGUGGGUGGGGCAGGGCUUCUCCUUCGGGGCUGCCUCUUGCUUCAGCAGUGGUUUGUGUGGGGACCUCGGCUCUGAGGGCAGUGUAGGAGGAGGUGUACUGUGGAUGCUGAUGUGCUGGGGCUCUCAGAACACGUGAUGAUCUGUGAAAACCAGAAGGGCAGAAUGUGUGACGUCCAGGGUUCUGUGGCCAGUGGGGUUCAAAGCUCUUGGCUAUUUGGAGACCCCGUGCCUUCCCCUCUUUAGCAAAUGCCUCUCUGCUGAGGUUCUUUCUCUUUUUAUUCUUGAGCCAAUGAAAUAUCAGCAGGUGUCGAUUAGUAAUGAUUGCAAUCACAAAGUGCUUAAUAUGUGCCAGGCACACUGCUAGGAGUUUACAUACAUUAUCUCUGUUAUCCAGAAGGUGAGGUAUCAUUGUCAUGCUCAUUGUAUCAAAGGAAACUGAGGCCAAGAGUGAUGACCAAGGAGACAGACGUGGGCUCACAUAGCCCUGGGUCUGGGCAGGCUCCUAGGCUGCUCUCGCCCUGCCUGCACCUCUGACCCAGCUGGGGCUGGUAUAGGUGCUACAGGCCAGCUGUGGUAUUGAUGGAGAUAAUGCAUGUCAGCGUUCAGCGUGCCGCCUGGCACAUCGUAAGCACUCAAUAAAUGGUAGUUACUUGCGUGGAGCUCCGCUGGUCCUUGGACCCUUGCUGUGGUAGUGCUAGAGACAGGGUUCUCAGCCACCUCGCUGCUGCUACCCUGCACGCCAGCGGUUGCCAGGCUGCGAAGUGAGCCUGCUGCCCUUCUGAGAGAAGCAGCCCCGCCUUAGCACCUCCGUGGCACCUUGGUGCUUUGCACGGCCUCUAGAAGGCCAACCUGAUGGAGCUUGGAAGAGGACGUGAGGAGGCCCAGAAGUGCUCUCCCCUGAGGGUCCUGCAGCUUCCUGUGCCUGUGGUCUGGGCUGCCCCUACCCAGAGUUGGCUUCCUCUUGCCUGGUGGUGCCUCUGCUCCAUGGGCAGGGAGGGCCUGUGACUGCCCCGGAUCCUACUUCCCUAUGUGGCCGGGAAACUUAUCAGGCAUAGGCAACACGAGUGCAAAUUUUCAGGGUCCGGGGGUGGAGAAAACAGACCUGCUGUACAGCAGAUUCCACUGACUGGAAGCCUGAACACAGCUCUGCCUGCAUGCGGCCUUGCAACAUGGCCAGUCUGGGGCCUGGUGUUUUUGUUCUUCCUUAAAAGUAUUCACGGGACGGAAGCGGCAGCCUGCCUAGGACAUGUGGCCUGGGGUACUGCUGGCGGUUCUAGGUUAGCCAAAGGCUUGACUGGGUGACUGACAAAUGAGGGGUAACAGACACUGGAUGAGCAGACACUUGCCUCUUUAACUUAGCUCCUGAAUGAAGACAAGGGUCGUGGAGGAGGGAGAGGUGAAGUGGAGGAUUCUUGGCUUUGAAGCACUGGUGGUGGCUCCUGGGACCGCUGGAAUUCUGAAGCCAGUGGAAUAAUCACCUAGAAGACUGGCUCGAGUGUGGGGUAGCUCCUGCGUGUCAGUGGAGCCUAGAUGCCAUUGCUAGAAUUUAAAUAAUGGUCUCUCCCCUUCAGUUAAGUAAUGAAUCAGGAGACAUAUCAGGCUGACCCUGGCCCUGCUUGGAGCUCCCUUGUGCUGUUGCACGCACCCAUGCAGCCUCUGAUCUGCAGAGAGCCGGUGAGGACCCCCUGGAAGUACCCCAGCAGGGCUCUCCCAGGCUCUGUGCAGUGCUCAGCAGGGUGUGCCAUCUGGUGCUGUUGUCCUAAGUGGAACCAUUCGUUCAUCCACAUGGCUGAGUCUGUCCUGGCUGCUGGGGUACUGUUUUCUUACCCCCGUUAGGCUCAUACACCGGUUUUGCUGGCUUUUCUCAAAGGAACACCAGUUUAGAAAAGGGGUCAAGAAUGUUUCCUAGUGGGUGGAAUCUGCGUAACUGUUUUUAUGAGUGUCCUUCCUACGCUGCUUUGUUCAGCUCCUCUAUACACAGACAGCAGCCUUCAGUACACCCAGUGCUCUGUCUCACGUCACCCAGGCUGGGCGUCGGGGGGCCGAGCACGAAGCAGAAGAGCUGAGCAGACGUCAGGAGCCAAUAAAACAGAAGGCCUCGGAGCCAAGGGGCCCACCAGGGCCUGGGAAACAGACUGUUGUCUGGCCACAGCAGGAGCCACAGGGGCAGCAGCAGGGGGAGCACAGGGUAAGGGAGGCGGCUGGGAAUUUCACAGCUGAGGACAGGCGCGCAGCAGGCCAGCUGAGGGCUUGCUGGUCCCAGCUGCCUUGUGGGUGGGGGGCCCGAAGAUAGCUCAGAAAACCUGUGUAGGGAGAUUUGAAGCUGGGGAUUAUCUUUUAGAGGUGGUACUGAUACCAAGUCUUCAUGUGGUUGAUGCUCAGUACCUUUCACAGCAGGAGAAGAGCAGACCAGACCCCUCACCCCCACUGGAGAGUUUUGGGAACCCCAGCUGUGGCUGUCUUUUGAAUUCACUCCACUUGGGAUUUAUUUAAUCAGGAAGUUCCCCCAAAUCUAACAAGGGUCCUCCUGCCCCUUUAGGGAGUGCUCUGUGCUGGCAGUGCCAGGAAGUCACAUAUGGCCUAUCACUGCCAGCGUCUAUGCCUCCUGGGGGUCUUCCUGGGCCCUGCCUCCUCCGUGACUGGGGUGGCUGGUGGGGGGCAAAGCACCCCUAGGGCAGUUCUUCAGCCCCCUCCCACUUUGUGUGGAGGGACACAGAUAGGCUGGGUGAUGGGGGUAGAGUCCACGUGACAGUCUGAUGGCCUCCCCUGGGAAGUGUGUGCCUGUACAGCUGCUGUGCCAUUGACCCACUUGGCUGGCGUUUGACUAAAGCAGUGUUUGUUUUGUUUUUGUUUUGUUUUUGCCACAGCUGAUCCUUCUCUGUAUACUUCUGAUCAGUGUUGAACACUACAUGUAGAUUCUUAGCACAAUGUAAGAACUCGAUAUCCUGUACAUUGGAAAUAUUUACCUUAUUUAUAUACCCGAUUGUUCCUACUACACAAAUAAACACAUAUUACAUGCUA